CUCAAGAGUUAAGACCAAAGCAUGUAUAGCACCACCACCACCAUGGAAGAAGAAGAAGAAGAAGUUCCAGAUACAGUUAAACCCGACCACGACCACACUGCUAAUCACCAUAUUCAGACUCAUGCUCAUUCAAAGCACAUGGCUUUAUACCCCAUAAGGUUAAAGUUUGAAAAGGUUGUAUACAAAGUUAUACUUAAGGGCGCGAGAGAGAAGGUGAUAUUAAACGGUGUUACAGGUAUGGUUUGUCCAGGAGAGAUGCUAGCCAUGUUGGGUCCAUCAGGUAGUGGUAAAACCACCCUACUAACCGCUCUUGGAGGGCGGCUAACCGGGAAACUAGCAGGAAAGAUAACAUAUAACAACCAACCCUUUUGUGGCUCUACUAAAAGAAGAACCGGGUUUGUGACUCAAGAUGAUGUUCUCUAUCCUCAUCUUACUGUCACAGAAACCCUUUUAUUCACCGCUAUGUUAAGGCUUCCAAACAGUUUGACCCGAGACGAGAAAGUCAACCAUGUUGACCGAGUAAUAGCCGAGUUGGGUUUGACCAGGUGUCAAAAUAGUAUGAUAGGUGGUCCACUAUUUAGAGGCAUAUCAGGUGGUGAGAAAAAGAGAGUCAGCAUAGGUCAAGAAAUGUUGAUUAACCCAAGCUUGUUGUUGUUAGAUGAGCCCACUUCUGGUUUGGACUCAACCACGGCUCAGCGGAUCCUGACAACAAUCAAACGCUUAGCUACUGGUGGACGAACGGUGGUCACCACAAUUCACCAGCCGUCUACCCGGAUCUACCAUAUGUUUGAUAAACUGGUGUUGCUCUCUGAAGGCUCACAAAUCUACUAUGGUCCUGCUUCCACAGCUUUGGAAUAUUUCUCUUCAAUCGGGUUUUCGACAUCUGUCACAGUCAACCCUGCUGACAUGUUACUGGAUCUUGCUAACGGGAUUGCACCUGAUACAAUGCAUGAUUAUGAGCAAGGUGAGGAUGCCGAGGAAGAGCGAAAAUCAGUCAGGAAAAAACUCGUCACUUGUUUUGAAACAAGAUGGGAAACAAGUCUAUAUGAUCUGGAUGUUUGCAAUUACAAUCCAGAAAUAGAAGGUUUGAAAAGAAGUCAUGUGCAAUCAGAGCAAUGGUACACAAGUUGGUGGUAUCAAUUUACGGUGCUUCUUAUCAGGGGACUUAGAGAAAGGAGAUUUGAAGCUUUCAAUAAGCUUAGAAUCUUUCAAGUUGUAAGUGUUGCUAUUUUGGCCGGACUCCUAUGGUGGCAUACUCCGACAUCUCAUAUUGCAGAUCGUAUAGCGAUGCUUUUCUUCUUCUCGGUUUUUUGGGGAUUUUACCCACUUUACAAUGCGGUUUUUACUUUCCCACAAGAAAGAAGAAUGCUUAUUAAAGAACGGUCAUCAGGAAUGUACCGUUUGUCCUCUUACUUCCUAGCAAGAACCAUAGGUGACCUCCCACUCGAGCUUGCACUCCCAACUGCUUUCACUUUCAUACUCUAUUGGAUGGGCGGACUGAAACCUGACCCAUCCACCUUCAUCCUUUCCUGGCUCGUAGUAAUCUACACUGUUCUUGUGGCCCAAAGUCUGGGGCUGGCCUUUGGUGCUAUACUCAUGGAUGUAAAACAAGCCACUACUUUAGCCUCAGUUACAACCCUGGUUUUCCUAAUUGCUGGAGGCUAUUAUGUACAACAAAUCCCUCCAUUCAUAGUGUGGUUAAAGUAUUUGAGCUAUAGUUACUAUUGUUACAAGCUUCUUCUUGGGGUUCAAUACCAUGAAAAUGAUCUUUAUGAAUGCUCAAAGGGGGUUUAUUGCAAAGUUGCAGAUUUUCAAGCGGUUAAAUCAGUUGGAUUAAAUAAUUUAGCAAUGGAUUUGUCGAUUAUGGCACUGAUGUUGAUAGGGUAUCGGUUCGUUGCUUAUCUUGCAUUGCACAAGGUACGGUGAAUGAAGUAUACCAGUGGCUGGAUUUUCUUGGGAGAUUUGUGAAGAGAAAUAGUAUUAGAUUUAGAUAACAUGUUGCCAGAAUAUUGAUAAUUUUCCUGGGUGGGAAGUACUUGUGUUACUAACCCUUGUGGCAAAUGUCUGCAUAAAACUAACUCAUGAGUAUAAGGCAAAAGAUAAACAAAUAAUCCUGAAUGGAUUAGUUAUGAAUAUGAUGUUUGGAUUGGUAAGAA
Helianthus annuus (common sunflower) is the source of this 2156-nucleotide messenger RNA. RefSeq names its product ABC transporter G family member 14. Gene Ontology annotation, cellular component: membrane. NCBI's taxonomy places the organism in Eukaryota, Viridiplantae, Streptophyta, Magnoliopsida, Asterales, Asteraceae. The coding region runs from base 22 to 1926 and encodes 634 amino acids. The record is from RefSeq and is a predicted model, not a curated record. The transcript has 5 exons. Gene Ontology annotation, molecular function: ATP binding; ABC-type transporter activity; ATP hydrolysis activity.